CUCUUUCCACCCUGUUCGCGACCACCCAUCACCUCUCCCGCCAGCGACGUCCCUCCCGCUCCCUGUCCCCCGCCCCCUCGGCCGCCCACAUCUCUUCCCGCUCAAUACACUCCACAACACAUACCGGCGCCCCCUCCACUAAGAUGGCCGAUCUUAACAACUCUGCGUCACUGCAACCUUCAUAUUCAUAUCCUCCGCCUCACCUUGUUCACUACACCACACGCCCCAUGAAGCGACGUGGCAGCGAUCCACAGUUUAUCCCGGCCGAAGCGACUUUCAAUCCGCGCCCAUAUCACCCGGUGAGCUCGCAGCAGUCCCAACCCCGCCAACACUCCCAGGCACCCACUUCGUCCGCAUCGUCAUCCCGCCCCAAUACAUCGAGAAAUCGCGGGAACCUGAACCUCGAUCCCACCCCGGACGACUCUGACGCGCUCUUUAUCCAUCCGCCGUUCGACGACUUCCCCAACGCCGAUAGUUACAAGGAUGGGCUGACCUACAACAUCAUGGCUGACCAUCUGGACUGGUUCCUGGAUGCCAAUGAUUUCAUACAUCCGGAUAACCACAACGAGCGGGCGAUCGGCUAUCCUUCCAAGUUGGAACCGCCCCGCGGGUGGUGCCCGCAGAGGAAGAGCAAGGAAGGCUGGCCCGAGGGUGAAGAGCCACGCUUGCGCUGCACAUUUUGUCGUCGAAGCUAUUCAGGCACAAAUGCCAAAAGCAUGUGGCGGCGACAUGUACUGGAGAAGCACAAAAUCGCAAUGGCAAACCGGCGAGAGAACACAACUGGGAGAGGUGGCCGUGCUGCGAACAAAGAGAACCGUACUGCUAGCGGUAGUGAUAGCAGGCGCACCGAUGAAGGUUCAACGCAGCCCGCCUCUACUACUGAGGCAUCGACUAGCGCUCACGCGCUUGACUCGUCGGACGAUGAGGCGGAGCAACCUGCACACCUCCCGCCUCGAUCCGACGAACCCGACGUGUUUGGUGCUAUCAACACUUCUAGCACGCCGCCUUUGACCCCCGGAGGCCCGUCUCCUUCUCGUUCGACACACAGGAACAAUGGAGGCUUCGAUUCACCGUACGACCCCCUCGCGACUCCUGCCUUCCGGCACUCCCCGCGAGUAUCUCGUCAGCCGUGGCGAUUCCCCAGCCCCAGCCACCCGCUGUACGCGAGCAAAGACAAGGAGCUUCCCCUAGCCAUGCUGGUUCGAGGUUUCACGAGCCCUAUGGUCCACGGCUCAGACAACAGCCCCUUUUUCCCGAUGCCCGGGAGCGAGCACAAGAAGAGGAGCGUGUUCAGCAGUCCGUUUGUCUCGAAAGACACAGACAGGAUCAGCUUCCUGGACGAGUCGCCCGCACGUCUGGUAUUCGAUGGCACGCCUCUGAGUGCGCGCUUAACACGCUCUCCGUUUGAAGCUCGCAGCGCGGACUCGCCCCUUGGCCAGUCUCAACGCGGUAGUCUUCGCGUUUCGUCCUGGACGGAAGCCACCAAGAAAUGGCAAGCCGAAGCGGCCGCGGGCUCCCCUCGCAAGACCACCGCUGAGGGAUCGGGUCUGUUGGCCCCCAUCGAGUUGCAAGGAGACGAUGUCUUUACCGACGGCAUGUACAGUUCUUUCAUCGACUUCAACCCCAAAGGCGAAGGAAGCACCCGUAGCCCCUCGCGCGCGACGGUCGCCGAAAGCCCGGUCGUGCGCACUCAGCCGCAAACAAGCCUUUCCGCCGUCACGAAGGGCAGUUCCGGUCUGAUGAGUUUCGGCUCGGGCCUCAUGGACGCUUUCUUGUCCGGAAAGACCAAGGUCAAAGCGAGGCGAGCCGAGUCGUCUGACGAUGACUCCGACUCAGACAUGAGCGGGCCUAGCCAUGGGUCGCCCAUCCGCGUGGGCAAGAAGACCAGGCGUGCCUUGUCCAGUACCUGGUCUAAGGACGACGACGGGGACACGGAGAUGACGGAUCAUCACCCGAAGAAACGUCGCAGGACCUUCAGCGGACGCGACUAGACUCGCUGUCGCCAUCCAUAGCUGCCUCCUCCGCAUAGACGGCUCCACCCUUUAAAGAUAGACCGGCACGCACCGUCUUGACUCCCCCACGCCUAUCCUCCAUCUCGUCAAUCUCAACGUUGUUU
Messenger RNA from Rhodofomes roseus, 2116 nucleotides. RefSeq lists its product as uncharacterized. The transcript has 3 exons. The coding region runs from base 144 to 1991 and encodes 615 amino acids. Lineage: Eukaryota; Fungi; Basidiomycota; Agaricomycetes; Polyporales; Fomitopsidaceae. The record is from RefSeq and is a predicted model, not a curated record.